This is a messenger RNA of Microplitis mediator, 3645 nucleotides long. RefSeq lists its product as uncharacterized. NCBI's taxonomy places the organism in Eukaryota, Metazoa, Arthropoda, Insecta, Hymenoptera, Braconidae. The coding region runs from base 500 to 2470 and encodes 656 amino acids. The record is from RefSeq and is a predicted model, not a curated record. The transcript is spliced from 3 exons.
UAAUUUUUUUUCUUGAUGAAAUUUACUUAAUUCAAACCCUUCCUGAAGGUCUUGUUCAUUUACAGAGAUAGAGACUUUAAUUUGUUAAAUUAAGGAUUAGAAUAGUAAAUAUUGAUUUAUAGUGUUUACUAUUUGCGGUUGCUCUGGUAAUGAAAUCAAAUAACUGAAAGAGAAAGGGUGUGGAUCCGAAACGGUUGUUGUGCAAUUUUCCGACAGUUCCUGGCGAAUGAUAUUCUAGAAAAAUAAUCACAUGCAAGCUUUUCGAUUUUCGAUUAAAAAUGACCUAUAUAUGACGUGGCUUUUUUCACCGGGGCGAAUAAUUACAGGUGCUAUGAUCAGUUGCGAUUCUCGCAGCAAAACAUUAACAUAUACCCGGCAGCUUUAAUUAUUACGGAUAUUAGAAUUCAAACAGUAUUCAUCGAUAAUUUAUUUUUAAAAUUAUUCAUUUUUUUAAUAAAAUAAAAAAUAAGAAAACUCAAUUUUUUACGAUCUAAUAAUUAUGUGGAUUGCAAAAAUUAUUUUAUUAUUAUUGAUUUUCAAUACCUGCGGCGGUAAUCUAUUGUCACAACGUAUACUGUCUCAACAUCGAACUUCUGAUGUACAGAAUCAAGUGGUGGAAUUGAUGAAAUUAUGUUUUUCUGAUAAAUUAAAUCCAGUAAUUAUAACUCAAAACUUGAAUGAUAUAAUUAAUCAAAAAUCAUGGGAUCCUUUGAGUUCAAACGCUAUAAUGAUUAAUGACGAUUUUGAUCCGAAAAUAAUUCAAGCAUUUUAUCCUGCUUACCCUACAUACGUCUUAUCAACUGAAUCACCGGAAAAACUUCGGAAAAUUUUGAACAAACUAAAAGAUUUACCUGUCUGGAAUAUAAUUUCUUCUUUUUUUAUUAUUGAAUCAGAUGCUGCAGAAAACAAUUGCCAAGAUUCAUCUAAAAUGCUCCAAGUACUUUGGGAAGAUGAUUUGAUUAACUCAUUCUAUGUGUGCCAGAAGAAUAGUGAAGUAUUUUUGUACACUUACAAUCCUUACACCAACCGAGCACCUGAGCCCUGGAGAAGAGUCAGAAAUGCCGAUAAUUCUGACAAAUACUGGACACUGUUUAGACAGUCGCUAUCUAUUGAUGAAGGAAUUUGUAGCAGUCUUCAAUUUGAUAAGACGAAAUCCCUCGAUGGAUAUCCAGUCAAAGCAGUGGCCUAUCCUAAUCGCAACCCAUCGCUGAGCCAGCAGAAAAAUAAGACACAACCAUUGGAAAGCAUAAAAGAUAAUGUUUCAAAUAUAAGUUAUUUAUUUUUUGAUAGUUUAUUCGAAGCGAUAAAUGCCACACCGAUAAUCAAUUUUGACGAGGCCGGUGAUUUAGUUAAUAAUACAGCCGUAGGAUGUUUGCAAGCAUUGAUUAACGGUACACACGAUAUCGCGUUAAAUUUACGUAAAAUAGAUGAAGAUUUUUACGAGGAUAUUGACGCUAUUAAAUUAUAUUAUCAACAAGGUUUCAUCUUAUCUACGAGAAAUUAUCCAAUGCGUUUAAAAAAUACUUCAUUAGGUGACUUAAUAUACAUAAGUAAUGAAGUUAUUGUUGCUUUAGUACUAGUACUCUCAGCUACAUUUAUCAUUACGGUGUUUAGUAUAGAUAGUGUCGGUUAUCGAAACUAUGUACGAGGUUUUCGGGAUAUUUUAAAAUUGAUAUUGGGUUUCGGAAUUGAGGCACCAUUAGAGAGGGCAUCAGCGCGUUUGAUAUUCUUAAUUGUUACUUUAGCCAUGUAUUCGAUAAUUCCAGAAUUACAGAGCCAAAUAUCCACUAUUUUGUGUAUUUCGUUCGAAAAGUCUUAUAUAGAAAAUUUCAACGAUACCCGUCAAAUAAAAAAUGCACUUAAAGUCAUCUAUUAUCCUAAAGUUUUAUCAAAAGAUAUGGAAAAUUAUAUAUCAUCGCUAAAUAAAAGUAAAAAAUACAAUAAAUCUUGGUUCCGUGAAAUGACAGACAGCAACAAAUAUUGCGAUUAUUAUCUUAGAGCUGAUAGUUAUCAUGUUUGCGUUGAUACUGUUGAGAAUCAAGUGGAAGCUUUGAAUAGAGGAUAUAACAAUAUGCGUGUUGUCCAAAAAACUGUUUAUGAUAAGUAUUAUUCGUACUGGACGCGACGGAAUUGGGCGCUUAAAAAUAGAAUCGAUGACGUCGCUCUAAGAUUGCGGGAAUCUGGUAUCAUAAACUAUUGGGAUAAACGGGUAUUGUAUGACAAACUCAAUAAACGCAAAACAAUCGUAAAACCUUGGAGACUAGAGUAUAAUCAAUUGAAUUCUAAAUCCUUCGUUCUACUUUAUUGGUUGGCUUAUUACCUAUUGAUGGGUUCUCUAAUUGUUUUUAUUCUGGAAAUAAUAGUUUAUAAGUGUCAACACGAAUAUCGAAGAAUGUUGAGACGGUGGGAAAGUACUCAACUCAUUAGGAAGCCUCCUGAAGUCGAUAUAGAAAUUCAAGAAAUUGAAUAAUCAUUUAUUACUAAACUGUAAAAAGAGCGGUGUUAAACAUGGACUCAUUUUAACUUCGCCCAGUGUUAAAAUAAAAUUACACCGGUGUAGGAGGAGUAAUUCACCGGUGUUAAAUCGGGGUAACCGGUGCAAAAGCGGAGUAAAAUCGGUGUAAAAGCGGGGUAACCGGUCUAAAAACGGAAUAAUAUCGGUGUAAAAGCGGGGUGACCGGUGUAAAAGCUGAGUAAUGACGGUGUUAAAGCAGGAGAAACUGCGUCUGCUCGGAGUAUUAACUUUAAAGAUUAUAAAACACAAAAAAUGUCAGUUCUUUAUGAAAAUUAAUUAAAAAUAUCAUUUAUCAACAAGUAUAGUAAUCGAGUAAGUACAAAUAUUUACAAAUAAAAUAUUUUAACACCGGUAAAGAAUAUCUACACCAGCGGCAGCGUUAUUUUAACACUGGUCUAGAAUAUUUACACCGGCAGCGGCGUUAUUUUAACACCGGAGAUUUUUUUUUAACACUGGUACAGAUUAUUUACACCGGCGGCGGCGUUAUUUUCACACUGCUUUCGGUGUUGAAAUUUAACACCGCCGAUUUUAACACCUACACUGCUUGGACUUACCCCGGUGAUUUUUUACAGUGUAGUAUCAUUAUUAUCAUUUUUUCUGCGUUGAUUUUAAAAGUUACCAAUCAAACAGAUUAAUCAGCGUUUUUGAAAUGGAACCAAUGUUGAAAAUCUUGAAGACGGCUGUCCUUCUGGGCCAAUCCCGAAAGUUUCAGCUGUUUUCGAGCUCAGAGAGCUCGAAAACGUUAUUAUCGGUAAAUUUUGGAGAAAAAACCGUCACACCGAACACAAUACAUUCCGCUACGACAAAGUAAUUUUUGUCCGACGAUGUCUUUGGAUUAAAGUGACCAUUUUGCACGUGCUUUGCGGCAAUCGAAAGAGUUUAUUGACUUGGACUUGACCAAUCUUAGAAACAAAUUGGUAGGUCACUUUCAGUGUUAUUAAUUAAUUGUGUGCAUUUCAUUCUACGUCUUAGACGCGAUGAACAUUUAUCACAUUAAAGACGCAAUUUAGGAUGGCUAAAGCUACAGAGUCGCAGAUUAUACAUCUUUGCGUGUAAGCCCUAUCGGAUCCGAAUUACGGUAAAUACAGUGAUUUACCGUAAUUUACGGUGCCUAGCAGAAUUACCGUAAA